UGAAAAAUGAAAUAAGUAUGGAGGUGUUAAUUGUAAAUAUGCCACAGCAUUUAAUUCACUUGCAUAUUUACAUAUCCUGCCAUUUAUUAAAUUUUUCUUUUUCAAGAAAAAAAUAAAUAAAAAUCACUCUAUCCCAUAGUUAGUCAUUUCGCCUCCCUUUCUAUUUUUCUCCUUUCAUCUCUUUCACUCUAUCUCCUCAAAAAUCAAAUUCAAAAUCGAAAUCAAAAUAAAUCAAAUAAAAAAGAAAAGAAAAAUCCAUCUCAAGUUCAAUCUCGUUCUCAAUUUCUCCCUUUCAAAUUCACAUUCUAUUCAAAAUUAAAUUCCAAUCCUCAUGCCCUACAUCUGAUUCUGAGUUGAUUUGUGGAUAUGAAGAGAGAGGUAGGUGCUUUUGAUGGUGGAAUUCAAUUUGAGUCUGAGUCGCAACAAGCUCAAGAUAGCAACAACAACAACAACUGUAAGAGAUUUAAAGUUGUUAAUGGUUUUUUUGUUUAUUCUCGAUUGAGAAAGAAUAAACCUAGUAGUCGUGAAUGUCAUGAUGACAAAGAUCGAAAGUGCCAACAAAUAAUUCAAACUGUAAGUGAAGUAGAAACAGUAAAUAAAGACCCACAAGUUAAAGAUGUAUCUAGAGAGUUAUCUCUUUGCAAUGUACAAUUACCCAUUUGUAAAAUUGAAUCAUUCAGUGAGCCUAGUAGAGUAAUUCUAGCUAACGAAGGUGGGACUGAGGAUACUGAGCGAAAGUUGGCUCAUGUUGGUACUGAGGGAAAGAGUAAUAAAUUGAGACAGUUAACGAGGUCGAAUUUUACGUUAAAAGUGGAGCCUGUGGAAGUUAAGGUCAAUGGAUUAGAAACUAUUGAUAGUGAAAUGAUUUCUAAAGUUGAUGUUGAGAUGAUUGCUGAAGGAAGUGCGUUGACCCCUCCUAAGAAGAAUUUGGAGUUGAAAAUGUCAAAAAAGAUUGCGUUGGAUAAUAUACCUAUGACUGUCAAGGAGUUAUUUGAGACUGGUUUGCUUGAAGGGGUACCAGUCGUUUACAUGGGCGGCAAAAAGUUUCAGGCAUUUUGUCUUCGAGGGACGAUCAAAGAUGUAGGAAUUCUGUGUUAUUGUUCAUUCUGCAAAGGAUGCAGGGUUAUUCCGCCUUCCCAGUUUGAGAUUCAUGCCAUCAAACAAUACAGACGUGCAGCACAGUACAUUUGUUUUGAGAAUGGGAAGAGCUUGCUUGAUGUACUGAAUGCAUGCAGGAAUUCUCCUCUGGAUUCAUUGGAAGCAACUAUUCAAAGUGCCAUUAGUGGUUUGCCAAAAGAGAAGACUUUCACCUGUAAGAGAUGCAAAGGUACAUAUCCCACAAUUCUUGUUGGCAAAGUAGGCCCCUUAUGCAGUUCAUGCGUGGAGUCGAAGGAAUCAAAUGGAAGCCCAGCUUGUGAAACUAAUAUAAAGUCUAGCUUAGUUGAACAAGUUUUCUCCGUGGAAUCCUCUGGAAGUGCUUCUGUUUCUACCCUAUCACAAGAUAAUACUCAAAGGAAGAUAACAAGAAAGUCAGCAGAAUCAGAUUUGAAAGUGAAGUUGUCUAGUACUACUCCUAUGCGCAAGUCUUCAAGAACAAAGAGUCGAUGGAUGAUAAUUCCAAAGUCACCUGAACCAGUAUCAGUCAUCAAACCCUCCAAAAGUGCUUCUGCAUAUCUCUCUUCAGGGAAAAGGAAGCAAUGGAAGUUCACUCCAAGGUCUUCAAAACCAGCUACAGUGUCGAAAUCCUUGAAUAGUGCAUUGUUCAGAAGUUGGUUCCUUUCUUCCCCUUCUCUUGCCCAGCCUCUUUUUUUCUCUGUUCUUGAGUAUUAUUAUCAUGGGAAGUAAUCUUGUCUUUUGUACAUUUUUUUCUCAAGAGAUCAGAGGUUGCAUAAAUUGGUUUUUGAGGAUGGUGGAUUGCCUGAUGGAACUGAAGUAGCAUACUAUGCUCGUGGACAGAAAUUGCUUAUGGGUUACAAAAGGGGGUUUGGAAUUCUUUGUUGUUGCUGCAACUGUGAGGUCAGCCCUUCAACAUUUGAAGCUCAUGCAGGCUGGGCCACUCGUAAAAAGCCCUAUGCCUAUAUUUACACUUCUAAUGGUGUAUCACUUCAUGAACUGGCUAUAUCACUAUCAAAAGGUCGCAAGUAUUCUGCCAGAGACAAUGAUGACCUAUGCAUUGUCUGUGCAGAUGGUGGGAGUCUUAUUCUUUGUGAUGGAUGCCCAAGGGCCUUUCAUAAAGGAUGUGCAUCUCUUUCAAGUAUUCCCCGUGGUAAAUGGUUUUGCCAGUUUUGCCAGAAUAUGUUCCAAAGAGAAAAGUUUGUAGAACAUAAUGCCAAUGCUGUUGCAGCUGGAAGGAUUUCAGGAGUUGAUCCUAUAGAACAGAUAACUCAGAGAUGUAUUCGUAUUGUCAAAAACAUAGAAGCAGAGCUUACCGGAUGUGUUCUAUGCAGAGGCUAUGAUUUUAGCAGAUCUGGAUUUGGCCCACGCACCAUCAUUCUAUGUGAUCAGUGUGGGAAGGAAUUUCAUGUGGGCUGUUUAAGGAGUCAUAAAAUCGCAAAUUUGAAGGUUUGUGUGUAUGAUUUUUGCUUCUUUCUUUUAACAAAGAUUCACAGCAUCCAUUCAUUGCUGGCUCGUGAAGCCGAAAUAAUCCCAAACAAACUUUUGGAAGUUGUGAUGAAGAAGAAUGAGGAGAAAGGUUUGGAAACGGUUAAUAAUAUUGAUGAAUGCUUUGAUCCUAUAGUAGAUACAACUGGGCGUGACCUUAUUCCUCUGAUGGUUUAUGGGAAGAAUUCAAAGGGUCAAGAUUAUGGGGGAAUGUACUGUGCAGUAUUGAUGGUCAACUCGUUUGUUGUAUCAGCUGCAAUAGUUCGAAUAUUCGGGCAAGAAGUUGCAGAACUUCCCUUAGUUGCAACUAGUAAUGGUAACCAUGGGAAGGGCUAUUUCCAAUUGUUAUUCUCAUUCAUUGAGAAGUUGUUGGCAUAUUUAAAAGUGCACAGUAUUGUGCUCCCAGCUGCGGAAGAGGCGGAGUCUAUAUGGACUGAUAAAUUUGGUUUUCAGAAGAUAAAACCAGAUCAGCUUAGCAAAUAUAGAAAAAGCUGCUGUCAGAUAUUGACCUUCAAAGGGACGUCUAUGCUACAGAAAGCGGUUCCUCCUUGUAGAAUUGUUAAUCAAAAUACCGAGCCAAUAGGAGUACUGUAAAGAAGUGGUAUGAGCUAUUUUUUUUUUUCUUUUUUUUUUUGAUGAAGGAAAAGAAGCUUAGUGUUAACAUUUCUAUUUUUUUUUAAUUUUUGAAAAAUGUGUGUAAAUACUUAGGUAUUUGAGGAGGUAUAUAUGUGACAAGUCUUUUCUACCUUUAUUGAAUCUGGAGGUAGCAAAUCCAUCUCGUUUGUACUGA
Messenger RNA from Ricinus communis (castor bean), 3391 nucleotides. RefSeq lists its product as uncharacterized. The record is from RefSeq and is a predicted model, not a curated record. NCBI's taxonomy places the organism in Eukaryota, Viridiplantae, Streptophyta, Magnoliopsida, Malpighiales, Euphorbiaceae.